AUGGCUGAAUACUUGAAAAAGCCCUUCAAAGACAGUCUGGGUGAUAUAAAAGAACGAAUGAAAGAGAAAAGAAAUCAGAAAUGGACAAGGUUGGGUAAAAUUAGCCAGCUCUCCACAGUAAAGUGCAAAAUAGCAACCAACAGCUCCAUGCAAAUGAAGAGCAUCCAAGCAAACAACAGAGCUCUAGCUCAGGCUUUGCAAGAAGAAAAGCUCAAACUGAGGGAUGCCCAGGCCACCAUUCUUCAUUUAAGGAAAGAGUAUCAAGAUCUGAAGGUUCAAAUGUUUAACUUGCAAAGAAAUCUUAGGAUCAAGCAAGCACAAGGACUUGUUGAGAAUCGACUGUCAGCCUUGAAUGAAAUAAUUUCAAAAGUUUCUCAGAAUUUACUGGACUCAAUUGAUCUUCUUGGCCCAGCAGAGAAUUUGUGUUCCAUGGAUUCACGGUAAGAUUUAUUUUGUUGACAGAGAGUGCUUUCUUCAGUUCUUGAAAAUAGUUCCAGUGUCGUAGGACAAAUAAGUUCCGUAGGACCUCUACAGUGUGCUGAUGGAGAUGACCAAGUGCUUCCAAGUGGGAUGGAGGCUGAUAGUGGUAGAAAUGAGCUGGCUCAUUCUGUGUCAGAGAUCUGUGAGGAAUCUGGCAAUGCCAUUUCCUUAAUCAAAAUCGUUCCAGACAAAGGACGAACAUCAGAUUUUCACCUGGACAACAUAGGGUCAGAGCUGGAAAAUGUUUCUUCAAGUGGAGAGGACAGAUUUGGUAAUGUGUUACCAAAAAGUGUGUCCACCAGGCGUCGCUAUUCAAAGAUGAGAAAUCACAGUGAACUUUGUGCUGGUGUCUUGGACCAUUCAGAAGCACCUGAUUCAACAAAAGAGAUUUCUAAAGAGGGUGAAAUUAGACUUGAGGACAGUCUAGCAACAUGUACUGUAGAAAGCAUAAAUUCAGAUAUUUCUCAGUUAAAUGAAAAGGUAGGUUCAGAGCUGGUAUUGAGGCGGAUAGAUUCUGAAACUGCACAGUUCAACUUAAACAAUAAUUCUGAUCUUAAACAAUGUGAGUGUAAAAGCAGAGAAGACUCUCAAGUAAGGAAAGAGAAGCAUCAGAAGGGAAAACUGGAAUGGCCUAAAAAUACUUCCAGACAAAGACCAAAAAAAAGACAGGGUAAAGAGGCUUCCAAAGAAAAGUUGGAUUUCUUGGGUGGCUCCAGUGAUGCUUAUGACUUUCAUUUUGAAGAGCGUGUCCAUGUUACACCUUUUCGACAAAAUAAGGUGAAUGACAAAGAUACUGGUGUGGAUGACAAAGACGACGUACCUGAAACUAAUACCAUCGAGUCAAGCGAUACUGAAGAAGAUUCAGAUGAUAGCCUUUAUGAGCCUUACAAGAGUAAAUCGAAAAAAAGGAAAAGUUCAGUGGACAAGAAAGAUAUAUCGCCAGUCCAUGCAAGGCCAAGGUCUAAAAGAUGUUUGGCACAGCGUGAGCAGAAACUCCAUAAUGAAAAAGAGACUGAAAGUAAUAAAUCAAGUGACAAGUCUAUUAGGCAGCCUUCUGAGCCACCUCGUGGUCAUCUCUGUGAUGUUACCAAUACCACCUCAUUGCUCCCCAGCGCUGGGAAUGUAACUAUUGUUCCAGAAGGUGAAGGACGACGAUCUCCAAAACGCAAGCGAAGCUGUACUCUUACUGUGAGCUAUAAAGAACCAAGUAUUGCAGGGAAACUCAGGAGAGGAGAUCCAUUUACAGAUACAAAUUUUCUGAAUUCUCCAAUUUUCAAGCAGAAAAAAGAUGCUAAACGCUGUUCUCUUAAGAAAGAACCUCUGUCAAAAUACGAUGAGAAAUUUGUUGGUUGUCGUUGA
Molecule: messenger RNA, 1839 nt
Organism: Pygoscelis adeliae (Adelie penguin)
Lineage: Eukaryota; Metazoa; Chordata; Aves; Sphenisciformes; Spheniscidae
Gene: SGO1
Product: shugoshin-like 1 (S. pombe)
Exons: 8
Biological process (GO): meiotic chromosome segregation
Cellular component (GO): chromosome, centromeric region; nucleus
Source: RefSeq, a predicted model, not a curated record